UGUUUCGAUAGGCAUUGGAAGCUUGGAAGGUUGGUUGCACACGGUUUUUGUUGUGUGCAAGGUGGAGUAUGAGAAAGAAUAUGUUGAAAAUAACAGUGCCUCAUAUUUUAUAAAUUUGUUGAUAUAUUGUUGCCUUGAUCGGAUGUAGUUAAACGAACCCAAUAAUGCACUGUCAACAUGUUUUUCAGGCUUUUAAGUUUUCAGUAUGCGCCUAUUCAAAGAUGUGUACAAAAUAUGGGUUGCAGUCCUUUAUUGUAAGUGAUCAGUUGUGCCAUCUUCGAUGUCUUCAUACACAUACUGUGAGGAUGAAAAGUUCUCUUGCUGUCCCCAGGCAACCAGAAAUGGGCUAUUUAAAGAGUUUUUUGAAACGUAUUGGUUGGCUGGAUCAUUCUAAAGCGAAAUUGAAAGCAUCUGCCUAUAUACUGUAUGAAAAUGUAGCAGAUAAGAUUCCAUACAUAAAGUUCUUCAAAGAAUUCCAAAUGGCAGAUACCUUUUAUUCCUGGUUCCUCGUCACUGAGCUUCAUGUAUGGAUGUUAAUGGUACGAACAAUGGCUGAAGGAGAGGAGGGACGUUUUGUUCGUAAUAACAUAGUUGAAGCCAUGUGGCAAGACAUCAGUACACGUGCAAAGAAACUCGAGCCUGGAAAUUCUCCGGCAGUUAAAGCACAGAUUCAUGAAUUAUCACAGCAGUUCCAAGCAGCAAUAAUAGCAUAUGAUGAGGGAUUGCUGUCUAAGGACACAGUGCUUGCUGGGGCUGUAUGGAGAACUUUUCUUCAGCAAGAUUGCAAUGACCCUGAAAAUGUUGAAUGCCUUGUUCACUAUAUUCGUAAACAGGUGAAAUUCUUGGAUGAAAUGGCACGAGAUGAGAUUCUGUUAUCUCCCCACAUCACGUGGAUUGAGUUACCCCAAAAGUUCAGCACUGUUCUUAGCAAGGACAGAAGUCAAUAGAUACACUAGAAAGUGUUUUAAAUGUGAUUACGGAAUGUAUAGUAGCAGUCCGUUCUGUGACAGAACACCACUCUCUGGCUCUGCCUUCCAUUUCUUCAGCAGUGUGUGGUGGGAUAGCUGAGAGCAAGUUUUGUGGUAGAAAUGCAAUAUGCAAGCACAGCAUUCAUCACAUCAACCUCUGAUGAUGGGGACAGUUUCAGAAAUGUUGGAUAACAACUCCACACUAACACAGCUUGUUACCUGAGAAGGCUUAAUUGCUGAUUGGUUUUUGUAGUAAUGAUUAUUAUAAUAAAUUUCAAAUAGUGCUGAGUUUUGACACUAUGCUUCAUUAGUGGCAAAAAUCAGAAUUACUUUCAAAGGAGUACUGAAUAUGUAAGUAUAGAACAUGGGUAUCUUAAGUGUUCUUGCAGGGAUAUUUACAGCCUGCAAGAGUUUUAAAAUAUUUUAUAGUAAUUUAUUAAUUACUCAUUGAUGACUGCAAAUCACUUAGUGAUUCUUGCUGUGUGAACCAAAUCUGGAGUUCUGGAUUAUGUUUAGCUGUUACUUUAAUUGAGGGUAAUGUUGUAUUUUAGCGUCCUGUUGCACUGAUUUUCGUCCAUGAUAUGUAUGCAGUGUCUGUCUUUUAG
Messenger RNA from Cryptotermes secundus, 1573 nucleotides. It is a transcript of the gene Uqcc1, whose product is annotated as ubiquinol-cytochrome-c reductase complex assembly factor 1. Gene Ontology annotation, cellular component: mitochondrion. Gene Ontology annotation, biological process: mitochondrial respiratory chain complex III assembly. The transcript has 7 exons. The coding region runs from base 165 to 947 and encodes 260 amino acids. NCBI's taxonomy places the organism in Eukaryota, Metazoa, Arthropoda, Insecta, Blattodea, Kalotermitidae. The record is from RefSeq and is a predicted model, not a curated record.